This is a messenger RNA of Mus pahari (shrew mouse), 507 nucleotides long. Its product is annotated as secretoglobin family 2B member 2-like. Lineage: Eukaryota; Metazoa; Chordata; Mammalia; Rodentia; Muridae. The transcript has 3 exons. The record is from RefSeq and is a predicted model, not a curated record. Bases 12 to 350 code for a protein of 112 amino acids.
CAUUCUUCACCAUGAAGGGGACACUUCUUCUGCUGGCCUUGCUGGUGAUUGGAGAGCUGGGCUUCCAGACAACGGAAGCAUGUAUGCCUUUCUUCAGAACCUAUGCAGCAGUUCUCACUGGAAGUAAGACAUUCCUGCAUGCGGACAUUCAGCAGUUUGAAGCUACUGUAGCUGAAAGGGAGGCCUUUGAAAAACUCCAGAAUUGCUUCAGUGAGGAAGGACUAAAAACCAAAGUUCUGAAUCCCCAAAUUAUGGUAUCUAUAGUCCUCAGCCAAGAAUGCAAGAAAUACUAUGCCAACAACAUCGUAAAGAAAAUUGAGGAUCUGCUUAACCGGAGGUUAAUCCAUUAGAAGUUAAUGGUUUAUGGCCAACCCAUCUUUGCAACCUGUCUGAUCCAAGUGCCAUCUUGCUGACCUGUCCUCUUUCUCUCCCGAAGUUGGACUCCUGACACCUGUGCCCUCAUCCUGCAGUCUCUUAGGCUGAUUCUAAUAAAUGCCUGCAGCUCUG